Molecule: messenger RNA, 1582 nt
Organism: Acaromyces ingoldii
Lineage: Eukaryota; Fungi; Basidiomycota; Exobasidiomycetes; Exobasidiales; Cryptobasidiaceae
Exons: 4
Coding region: 52-1470 (472 amino acids)
Cellular component (GO): nucleus
Molecular function (GO): DNA binding
Source: RefSeq, a predicted model, not a curated record
CGUCUACUUCAGACCUAGUCGAUCCCCAAACAACGACAAAGCCAAGGAACGAUGGCGAAGAAGAAGAAGGAGCAGCAACUCGAGGCUUGGUGCUGGUACUGCGACCGAGAAUUCGAGGAUGACAAGGUCCUCUUGCAACACCAAAAGGCAAAGCACUACAAAUGUCCAUACUGCCCUCGACGUCUUCACACGGCUGGAGGCCUGACGGUGCACCUGCACCAGGUCCACAAGGCUGAACCGACAACCAUCGAGAACGCCCUUCCUGGUCGUGAGUCCUUCGACAUGGAGAUAUAUGGAAUGGUGGGGGUUCCAGAGGCGGAUCUUGCAGAAUGGCGAAGCCGCCGAGGUAAGGGCGGCCAAGGAUCGAGCUCGGGCGGGGCCGGCGGGCAGCCAUCUGCCAAGAGGCCCAAAGUGGAAAACGUUUCCUUGACACCAGAACAGCUCAAGGCACAGCUGGAAGCACAUAAGGCUCUUAUGAGUGGCCAAGCCCCGCCACCGGGCGUCAUUCCUGGUCAGUUUGCAGGUGUUCCACCUCCUGGCUUCCAUGGUCCUCCCCCUCCCCUUUCAGGACCUCCGCCUCCCUUCGGACAGGCCCCUCCGCCGGGCCAGUACUACACGGGACCUCCUCCCGGUUUCCCACCUCGCCCACCACCACCUUCAGCUGUAGCAAUGCCGCCGCCAGCAGCGCCAGGGGUUGGCUCAGCCUCUCCAGCACCGACGAUUAGCCCCCACCAGCAGGCGAUCAAGAGCGGGGCAAAGAGUCGGAUGGUGUACACAAACACACAGAUAAGCCCAGAAGAAAAGCUAGCCUCGACGAGCAAAUACGUCUACGUUGAUCCUGACGAUCCGGCACCCCCUCAGCCUGUCCAAUCUGCCCAUCAAUUGCCUCAUAUGGUACAGGCGCCCCAGCAACAAUGGCAACAACCGCAACAGCCUGUGCCAUACUAUGGUCCUCCACCAGGUUGGGGUGCACAGAGCCAAAGUCCGCCCGUGGGUUAUGCUUCGCCACAGUAUCCCCACUAUAACGGCUCGGCAAGUCCUUACGCCAGGCCGCCGGCACCGCCCAUGCCGCCUCAGGGCAUGUCGCCUCCGCCAAUCUCUCCAAUGUCUCCUCAGGGCGCAUACAACAGUCCUCGUCCACCCUAUGCCGGCCCGCCCCCUGGAUUCAAUGCCGCGCCUCCAGGUACCAAUUAUGCACAUGCUCAAGCUUACCCAGCCGUUCCACCUGGGGGAGGUCUACCUUCUGCCAACGCAGAUGCAAACACAGCUGAAGCGCUGAGCAAAGCCAAUGCCAGCGCCGGCAACAGCGGCGCCAUCAGAGAAGUAGAUGCUGGGGCCAUGGAGCGCGGCGCAAAGAGAGAGAGGGAGGAGGACGAGUCGAUUCCUGAACCUGUCGGUGAAACGGAAGCGGAGGCGUCUGCGAACCGCGGAUCAAAGCCGGGAAGGGCAAGGGCUGCCGACCUGUUCUGAGUACGCGUUGCCUUUGGCUUUCUCUGGAGUGAAGCGACUUCCUCACCUGAGCUCAUACCGAAGCAUUUCUUGAAGAUCAUCCUUACCUGUCUCCUCUAUUUCAUCCUGUGAG